Salmo salar (Atlantic salmon) is the source of this 1051-nucleotide messenger RNA. RefSeq names its product U6 snRNA-associated Sm-like protein LSm1. Gene Ontology annotation, molecular function: mRNA binding. Gene Ontology annotation, biological process: deadenylation-dependent decapping of nuclear-transcribed mRNA. NCBI's taxonomy places the organism in Eukaryota, Metazoa, Chordata, Actinopteri, Salmoniformes, Salmonidae. Gene Ontology annotation, cellular component: P-body; Lsm1-7-Pat1 complex. The record is from RefSeq and is a predicted model, not a curated record.
CAAGUGUGCUUCCUGUAGAGAGAAUACAGGUUGUUGGAACUUUUCUACUGCUAAAUUUGUGGACUUUUGUUUUGAAAAUAUCGGAAAUUCCAUGACCCGGAAGUGCUUUUUUUUUGUGUUGCUGAAGAGAUGCUUAUUAAGGCUCUGGUCUUAUUUUGAACGAUUCAUGGUUUAAUACAUUUUAUACACAGCGAUUAACUACAAUUUAACCGCAGAGAUAGCUACACACGAUCACAAUGAACUACAUGCCAGGGACCGCGAGUCUCAUCGAUGACAUAGACAAAAAGCAUCUUGUACUUCUUCGCGAUGGAAGAACGCUAAUUGGGUUUCUUAGAAGCAUCGACCAGUUUGCCAACCUAGUUUUCCAUCAAACAGUCGAGCGCAUUCAUGUGGGCAAGAAGUUUGGGGACAUCCCCAGAGGAAUCUUCAUUGUGAGAGGAGAGAACGUUGUUUUGCUUGGUGAAAUAGACAUGGAUAAGCCGUGUGACACAGUCUUGCAGCAGGUUUCUAUAGAGGAGAUCCUAGAGGAGCAGCGAUUGCAACAGCAAGCCAAGCAGGAGACAGAGAAAGCCAAGGUGACCGCACUGAAGGACAGAGGCCUAUCCAUCCCCAAGGCAGAUAAUCUUGAUGAAUACUGAAGGCACUUCUGUUCUAUUUUCCUCCGUUAUACUAGACUUCCCAGUUCUAUGUUGAAUAGGGGAUUAUUUUGGCGAUGGGGAGAAGAAUGUGUGGUUUAUAGAUGAAGCAGCGUCACACUAAAUACUGUACGGAUUUCAUUUUGAUAAUGGCUCAUUGGUUCGAAAGCAAGCAAUGAUUUAAGUGAUGCAUUUUUGUUAUAUUUGAUGACUGGCGUAAUGCAGGAAUUGAGGGUAGACCACAAACUAGAUUGUCUGCAAGACUACAUUUGAUGCGAUAAAUCAAUUAAAUAUGAUUUUCAUAUCACAAAACGUAUAACUUGUCAAUAGUACAUAACGAUGGAUUCUUUAUGUUUGUGUAAACAGACUUAAACUGUAAUGGUAAGAUUUGUUUUCCAUUAAAGCGUUUAUUUUAA